This is a messenger RNA of Xiphias gladius (swordfish), 2074 nucleotides long. RefSeq names its product metabolism of cobalamin associated A (gene mmaa). The transcript is spliced from 7 exons. The coding region runs from base 133 to 1350 and encodes 405 amino acids. Lineage: Eukaryota; Metazoa; Chordata; Actinopteri; Istiophoriformes; Xiphiidae. The record is from RefSeq and is a predicted model, not a curated record. Gene Ontology annotation, cellular component: cytoplasm. Gene Ontology annotation, molecular function: GTPase activity; GTP binding.
GGUACGUCAACGGAAACGGAAGGGAAUGAAUGAAACGAGCGUUGAUAUGUAACCUGUAACACCCGUGGGUAAGACCUUCAUGCAGCUGGUACGAGGUCAGCGUGAAACCACCAGCCUCCACGGACACUUUGCAUGCCCCAAUCUUACCAUAAAAUGGGACGGUUUGGCCUCCCCCUCCUCCGCUACAUCUCUUCCCUUCCCUCCACCAGGACAUGCUGCCUGCACCAAGGGGCCUUCGCAGGUUCCCACCCCUGUUACCAGAGCACCAUCCCGGGUCACAGGUGCCAGCGCAGUAGGGGUGUGAGCACAGCCCUCAGCCAGCACAUACAGGACCUGAGUGGCCCUGAGCAGAGACUGUUGACAAAACUGUACGAAGGGCUGAUCGGGGGACAGCGGGCAUCUCUGGCCGAGUGCAUCACUCUGGUGGAGACGCAGCAUCCCAGGAAGAAAGAGCUGGCCCAGGUGCUGCUGCAGAGGGUGCUGGCCUACAGGACGGAGCAGGAAAGUCGUAAUGGAGGGAAGCCGGUGGCUUUCAGAGUAGGUCUGUCUGGUCCGCCUGGAGCGGGGAAGUCAUCCUUCAUCGAGGUGGUGGGGAAGAUGUUGACGGGACGUGGACAUAAAGUGUCAGUGUUGGCUGUUGACCCGUCCUCCUGCACUACAGGAGGGUCUCUGAUGGGUGAUAAGACUCGUAUGACUGAACUCUCCAGGGACAUGAACGCUUUCAUUAGACCGUCACCGACCUCUGGAACACUUGGUGGAGUCACCAGAACCACCAAUGAGGCCAUCGUUCUCUGUGAGGGGGCAGGAUAUGACAUCGUCCUUGUGGAGACCGUUGGUGUGGGCCAGUCAGAGUUUGCAGUGGCCGACAUGGUUGACAUGUUUGUGUUGCUGAUUCCACCAGCAGGGGGCGAUGAGCUCCAGGGUAUCAAGAGGGGCAUCAUUGAAAGGGCCAACUUGGUGGUGGUGACAAAGUCGGAUGGAGACCUGUUAGUGCCAGCACGGAGAAUCCAGGCUGAAUACACCAGUGCACUCAAGCUGCUCAGGAGACAGACCAAAUCCUGGAACCCCGAGCCCAAUGCAGCAUCUGCCCACUGGGCAAGCUGCCAGGCAACAACCCCUCCUCCCACCCAUGACCAAGCCCCGACUCCUGCUGCUCUGAAUACUUGGCUGCUGUGUCAUGCAUUUUGCUCAUUACAAGCCUGCACACUCAUGUCAAAGCUGAGAGGCUGCUCUCUCUUUCACUGUUUAUUCUUACCUUUGCCCUCUUUUGUGUCCGUCUGUUUGACCCAUAGUGACAUAAUCUAUGAUUUAUUCUCUCUGUCUUUUCAUCUUCAUCAGUCUGAGUUUUGACUUCCACCUCGCUCUGCAUUAAAACGUAAAACAUGAAUAACAUAAGUGCUACUUUGAUUUCUGUGUUCUUGGUAAUAUGUUAAAAAAAAAAAAAAAAAAAGAUACUAACAGUUAGGGCAACUAAUUUUUUUUCUAUUAUCAAUUAAUAGGCCGAACAUGCUCCAAAUGAAUUGAUAAAUUGUUAUGUUUAUAAAAUGUCUGAAAAUGGGGGGGGGAAACAUCCAAAGUUCCGAGAAACCCAGGGUGGCAUUUUCAAAAGCCUUGUGUUGUCAAACUAACUGUCCAAACCCCAAAGAAAUUAUUUUUUACGAAACUGAAAAAAGCAGCAAAUCCUAACAUCUGAGAAGCUGGAACCAGAGAAUAUUUUGACUUUUUUCUUAAAAAUAGACAUAGUUGAUUAGUCGAUUAAUAAAAUGGUUGCUAAUCAAAUUUUCCGUCAAUCAACACAAAUCAUUUAUCGUCAAUCAUUUUAGCUCUACUUAUGAUAAGAAUUCCCCAAAAAUUUAAAGUGUCAAUUAUCAUUUGCCUAUCAUCAAGUACACCUUGAGUAUGAGUAUUGUCUGUUAAUGUUUUGGUUAAAAGGGGCACUCCAGCAGUUUUACAUGUCAAAGUAAAGUUACUAGUCUCCGGAAAUAAAGCUUAAGCUAUGUAAACAGUUGCAAAAUGUCUUCCGGAGGAGCUUUGUCAAGUCUGAAAGAAAUACCCGGUUGAUGCUCCUUCGCCC